AUUCCUAGGCAUCACCGAAAAUUUAUCUCUCUCUCUCUCUCUCUCUCACACACAUGGCAUGCAACUCUCAAACUGUUUUUCUUCCUUUGGGAAAACUCUCAUCAUCUAAGUACACAAGGAACACGAUGAAAGUAUAUUCGAUUUUGCAAUCUCCACGUCCAUGUGAGGACACCAAUAGUGAUCACUCAGCAAUGACUUCUAUAGCGAGUCGUAUCGAGACGUCCACUAGGAGAGAGAUUGAUCUGGGGCCUAUGGUCACAAAAAGAUCACUGACAAAAAGACUGAUGGAAGCAGAAGAGAGAAAGUCCUGUGGAAAUGGAAAAUUUGGGAGUUACGGAGGGAGGUUUGUACCGGAGACGUUGAUCUCUUGCUUGAACGGGCUUGAAGAUGAAUUCAACUCGGCCUUACGUGACACUGCAUUUCAGGAGGAGCUUGCAACAGCACUAAAAGACUACAUUGGACGAGAAACCCCUCUUUACUUCGCUCAACGGCUAACGGAUCACUACAAGAAUCGCAACGGAGAAGGCCCGGAGAUUUACCUGAAGAGAGAGGAUCUCAACCACGGCGGAGCCCACAAGAUCAACAACGCCAUCGCGCAGGCAAUGCUCGCCAAGCGAAUGGGCCUAAAAAGCAUCGUUACCGCCACUGGAGCGGGGCAACACGGCGUCGCAACUGCCGCGGCAUGUGCUAAACUAUCUCUGGAAUGUACGAUAUUGAUGGGUAGCUUAGACAUGGAGAGACAAUCGUCCAAUGUGGUCCUUAUGAAUCUCUUAGGUGCCAAGGUUAAAGUUGUUGAAGGAAACUUCAAAGAUGCAUGCUCGGAAGCAUUCCGAGAAUGGGUUGGGAACCUAGACACCAGCUACUACUUAGCAGGCACAGCAGUGGGGCCCCACCCUUGUCCAACAAUGGUUAGAGAGUUCCAAUCCAUAAUCGGAAAAGAGACCAGAAAACAGGCAAUGGAAAAAUGGGGUGGGAAACCUGAUGUGUUGGUCGCUUGUGUUGGAACUGGGUCUAAUGCGCUGGGCCUUUUCCAUGAAUACUUGAAAGAUGAAGAUGUGAGAUUGAUUGGAGUUGAGGGUGGCGGUUCCGGGAUCGAUAGCGGGAGACAUUCGGCAACUCUGGUUACAGGAGAGGUGGGCGUGUAUCAUGGAGCUAUGAGCUAUUUGUUGCAAGAUGACGAAGGCCAGAUCGUUAGGGCACAUUCUAUCGCUGUUGGGUUGGAGUGUCCAGGAGUAAGUCCAGAACUGAGCUUCCUUAAAGAAAUUGGAAGGGCAGAGUUCUACACUGUCACGGACCAAGAAGCUGUGAAUGCAUUCAAAAGACUAUGCAGACUUGAAGGAAUUUUUCCAGCAUUGGAGGCCUCCCAUGCACUGGCAUUCCUAGAUAAACUUUGCCCCACUUUACCAAAUGGUACAAAGGUUGUGGUGAAUAUUAGUGGGCGUGGAGAUAAGGAUGCUUCCGCUGUAUUCAAAUACGAACUGGACUCAAUGGGCCGAAGUGCUAGUGCUAAUUGAUAGAUACAUAGAUAUAUAAAUAUUGCUGUAAAUAUAAAUAAAUAAUUUGGAAAUUAAGAUGAUUAAUUCCAAGUUUACUAUUCAAGACUAUUGUUAGAAUAAUGAAAAUAUUCUGAUUGAUUAUAGUUGAUUGAAUCGAUUGUAAUUGAUUAGGAUUAAGGAUUUGAUUAUCUUUCCAUAGUAUAGGAUUUGAUUUUGUUUCCAUAAUUUAGGAUUUCACUCUUGUAUAAAUACAAAAGCCUGUGUACAUGUUAUUAUCGAAUUCAAUAAAACAUUUAUUCGCUCA
Rhododendron vialii is the source of this 1800-nucleotide messenger RNA. RefSeq names its product tryptophan synthase beta chain 1-like. Bases 54 to 1514 code for a protein of 486 amino acids. The record is from RefSeq and is a predicted model, not a curated record. Gene Ontology annotation, cellular component: cytoplasm. Lineage: Eukaryota; Viridiplantae; Streptophyta; Magnoliopsida; Ericales; Ericaceae. Gene Ontology annotation, molecular function: tryptophan synthase activity. The transcript has 6 exons. Gene Ontology annotation, biological process: L-tryptophan biosynthetic process.